GGGCCAGCUCCGCCUUCCUGCGGGGGGCGGCGCUGAUGGGGCCCGCCCCGGGAAGCGCCUCUGCUGCCCGGCUGGCUGGCUGGCUCGCUCGGGCGCUCCUGCUCCUGCUCCUCCUCCUGCCGGGCUGUGCGCUCCGCCGCCUCUCCCGUGCUCUGCCCGCCCGCCAUGGCGCUGCUUCUGGAGUACGAGUUCAAGGUGCUGCCGGCCGACAAGCAGAUCGACACCGAGCCCUUCCUGGAGGCGGUGGCGCACCUGCCGCCCUUCUUCGAUUGCCUGGGGACACCCAUCGUAUAUGCUCCGGUCAAAGCCGACCUUACUGGGAACAUCAAGAAAAUACGAGCCGUUUACGAAUCGAACCCAACCAAGUUCAAAACGCUGCAGAACAUCUUGGAAGUGGAGAAAGAGAUGCACGGAUCAGCUUGGCCAAAAGUCGGGGCAACGUUGGCACUCAUGUGGCUGAAAAGGGGCCUGAAGUUCAUCCAGGUCCUGCUGCAAAGCCUUUGCGAGGGAGAGAGGGAUGAGGAGAACCCCAACCUCAUCCGGGUCAACGCCACGAAAGCCUACGAGCUGGCCCUGAGGAAGUACCACGGCUGGGUGCUGCAGAAACUGUUCUUGGGCUCCGUGUACGCUCUCCCCUACAAGUCAGACCUGCUGAAAGCCCUCGAAAAGGGCAAGGAGGUGAAGGAGGAGGAGACCCUGGAGAAGAUCCACCAGUUCCUCUCGAAAGCCACGCCGAUCCUGGACGCAAUCUAUGAAAUGUACACAAAAAUGAAUGCCGAACUGAACUACAAGGCCUGAUCCGGCCCCUCGCCCUCCUCCCCGCUCCUGUGGCCAACCAGAGAGGGCUGCGAGCCCCACGGCCGUGCCUGGACCUCCAGGGGCGGCCAGGACUGAGGAAUGUUUUCCUACCAAACCUUCAGCAAUACAUUGGUCUCUCGGAUCUUCCCGAAACCUUGCCCUGCCCUUUCAAGAGCCGGUGUUUUAGAAACUCUUAAAACUUUCCUCACUGGAUUUAUUUAAAACUGGUCUCAGGAAACGAGGGGCGUCUGGCAGCAAUGCUUAGCUAACUGAUACUCUGCGAGAUAGAUAUAUAUUCUUGUAAGAAUGUAUCUCCCUCUAACGUAUGUGUAUUUGGGGCCGUCUGUUCAGGCCCCAAUGAGCAAUUGGUGCAUUCGCUCGGUAUGUGGGUGCAGUCUUUGUGUGCUGAUGCUGGUGGGUGUGUGGGAGCUGAUAUUUCUCUGGGAUUAACACCAGCAGAGUGAGUGUGAGUGUGUGUGUGUGUGUGUAUAUUUUGCACAAAAAGACAAAAAAAGGCCUUCAGUGACUUUUCCUGAGUGAUGUUUUUAACCCUCCUGGGAGUCAAUAUAUUAUUCUCUUUCCUGCAAAGUGUUUUCUUCAGGGAUAACUGACUCUGGCUUCGAACUACCUGUACUGCUGACCUCUUGCUGUUGUUAAAGAGAUGUUGGUUCCUGGAGCACAAGAACCGUUUUAGGCCUUAAGUAGGUCACUGCACAUCCAAGCCUUAUUAUUUUCGAUGAGCAACAGGAAGACCACAAACCAAAAUAAAGACUGAUUAGGAGA
Molecule: messenger RNA, 1581 nt
Organism: Hemicordylus capensis (graceful crag lizard)
Lineage: Eukaryota; Metazoa; Chordata; Lepidosauria; Squamata; Cordylidae
Gene: GLTP
Product: glycolipid transfer protein
Exons: 5
Coding region: 166-798 (210 amino acids)
Biological process (GO): ceramide transport; intermembrane lipid transfer
Cellular component (GO): membrane; cytosol; cytoplasm
Molecular function (GO): ceramide 1-phosphate transfer activity; ceramide 1-phosphate binding
Source: RefSeq, a predicted model, not a curated record